Molecule: messenger RNA, 501 nt
Organism: Alternaria novae-zelandiae
Lineage: Eukaryota; Fungi; Ascomycota; Dothideomycetes; Pleosporales; Pleosporaceae
Exons: 1
Coding region: 1-501 (166 amino acids)
Source: RefSeq, a predicted model, not a curated record
AUGGCGAGGAGAGAGGAUCAACGAAGUAUGAUAGGUUCUACACUGCUUAAUAGCUGCGUUUCUAACGACAAACAGGGCCAGGUCAACGUGACAACCGAGGAUAUCGUGCCAAUGAUGACCGUCGGCGCCGGCAGGACUUGGGUCAGGGUCGCGGUCAUAUUAGAGGAGGGCCUGACCUCUGGACCCCCACGUACGAUCGACGGCACAAUCGACAGCGAUCCAAUUCCCCGGACCGUAGGCAACGUGACCAUACUCGGUCUGUAUCUCCGAUACCACGCGGUCGGAGUUUUAGGCGCGAACAAGAUCAGCGGCGCCCGAGUCCGGAGUAUCGAGGUCGUCGAGACCCUACCCCGAUCGCAAAUCAGAGGAGACAGACUGAUCAGCGGAACUCUCCGGAUGCCGCGCAGUCUGAUCUCUCCGUCGAGCUCGAUACUGCAUACACACGUGGUACCCAUCGAUACGAGCGGGAUUCACGCGAGCGCGCAUCAACUUACCCGCUGA